AUAUGCAUGAAAGUGGCCCUGGCUUGAACACUUAAGGCAUAGGCACGUACGCAGGUUACCUGAUAUGUUUACAGUUUACGGGUAUUUCCGAACCUUUUGUGUAUUGAACCUUUGACCUUUGUAUUGGCGGAUGACGUAAUGUUGACACAAGCAGUGUGAAACCUGUGCCUGUUCGAGUCAGGCGCAUAAAGCUAGUACGGAGACCGUGAAGACAAGGUGUUUUAGAGAUGUUUUCGUAGCAGAAAGUCGCCAUGUUGCGGGUGUGUGAGAAACUACGUGAGGCGGACGAGAAGGGCAGGAGGUACGGACUAGCCCGGGCGGAGACAGAAUACCUCCGUGCCCUGGUGGACGCCAUGGCCGACACGGAAAGGCUGGCGGAAGUGGAGCUGCUCAAAACUCUGGGCGACGUGAACGUGGAGAAGGGAAGACUCGGGAAGGACGUGGGGAAGUUCAACACAGCCUUGGCGCUUUACAUUACUGCUAUGGUACGGUGUUACCAUGAAGAACAGGCAGAUGGUAUAGAACACCGCUACCACUACACGGAGAGGCUUUUACAAGGGCUGUCGUCACAGGGUAAGGAACAGUCAACUGAAGACAAGGAGACGACUACACCUGCAAAGGUAGCGGCAAAGUUUCAAGAUCUGGACAAGAGACGGGCUACCGGAGGUAACACAGACUCUUUGCUGGCUGGAUACGCACAGGUUAUGGUAGAGGCGAUAGUAAACGACAACAGCAAGUUAGAAACAGAAGCGAUCAAGAGUCUGGGUGACGUGUACCUGAAAAGAGGAACAGAAACUGGAAACACUAGAGACUUGACCAGAGCUACUGCUCUGUACAACAGGGCACUGGCGCGGUGUCACAACGUUCAUGGAACAGUUGUCAUUGUUCACCGCUUACUGCACACCGCAAAAAUCAGACAAGACAUCACCACAAGAAACAAGAGGGUAACACGUGCGCAAAAACAACAAGACGUGAGACGACGGAAGGGCCACUUCUCUGCCUUCUCAGCUGCGCCCUCUAGCGACGGGACCACAAGUCAAGUUGACGACAUGUUACAUGAUUAUUUCACAACGUUUGUUUUGCUGUUCAGUUCCUACCGCAGGUACAUCCAGACGGCAGACCGUGAGGUGAGAAAUGGAGACCUGGACACAGCAGAGCAGAACCUAGCAGCCGCCCUGAAGCUGGUUCACGAUCGCAGUAAACCAAGGAAGGCUAAAGAAGCCGACUGUCUGUGCAGGUUGGGUGACGUCUACGUCGAGCGAGGUAAGCGGACAGGAGAAGGUAGGAAAUUCACACAGGCGGCAGCUCUGUAUAACGCCUCCAUGGCCAGAACAGAUGGAGACAAACAAAACAUGGUAACAAAACUGCAAGAAACUGAAAGGCAGUUUCUUAGAAACACUUGUAACCUUGACUGUGAACCGUGUCCGUAUAGCAGCGCGUUAGAUCACAGAAAAGAACUGGACAACUCGCGCGCCUGUGCAAAAUCUCAGCUCGACGCAAUUCAUCAGGAACACAACCCUUAUCAGUAUGAUGAAGACGAUCCCGUCGUGAGAGAGGUAGAGAUCAAACGAGCUGAAGCAAUCAAGAACUUGUUCAAGAGCAUCACUAAAGAAAGACGAGAGUUCAUCCAAGUACUGACAGACGAAUGCAUUGCCAAACUCGGACCUCCUCCCUGUAAGUAUGCUUUCAUGGGGUUGGGGUCACAAGCCACAGAACUGGUGACGCCGUACUCCGACCUGGAGUUCGCCAUUCUGACUGAGGAGGGGAAGGGCGAUGAUGAUACACGGAGGUACUUCCUAAAUCUCACACACUACUUACAUCUCAAAGUCAUCAACCUUGGGGAAACCAUCCUCCCAGCCAUGGCCAUCCCGUCACUCAACGACUUUCUCUCGGAAGACCCAGAGAAAGACUGGUUCUUCGACUCCGUCACGCCUCGCGGCUUUGCCUUUGACGGCUUCAUGCCAUGGGCUUCUAAGACUCCGUUUGGAAGAGACAAAACCAAAAGCAAACCUCCGAUUAGUCUCAUCCAGACUCCGGCCAAGUUGGCUAAGUAUCAGAAUAUCAGAAUCGCCCAAGCGGAAGGCUAUCACCUGUCAGACGUCCUCAGACGUGUGACUUACUUAACAGGGGAUGAAUCUUUGGUAGAUGAGUAUACAAGCAUUGUCAACAAAAGCGUAGAACGUUCCCCUGUUCUGUCGCGAUUGUCAGCAAUGCUCAUACUAAAGGAUAACAUUCGGGAAAUAAAAAAAGUUGAACCAACAGACCAACUUCUGAAUGUCAAGAAAGAAAUCUACCGUUUUCCCAGCGUGGUCGUUGAUGUGUUGAGUAUUUGCUGUGGUAUCACGAUCCCCAGUGUGUGGGCAAUGAUAGAAGAGUUACACAAGACACAGCGGAUCAGUCACGAAGAUGCCCACCACUUGACUGUACUGAUCAGCAUCUCAGCGGAGCUACGGUUAAGAACGUACAUUGCCAACGGAGGACAGAAGGACAGAAUGUCUCCUCUCACGGAGAUGAAAGUCCAACUGGACAAACAUGACGACGUAGAUGACACCAUCGUUGAAUCAGUUUUCCACAUACCAGACUCUAAAAUGUUGUUCAGGUACUACUAUACAGCCAUUCCAUUAAAAAGAUGCAUUGUGGAAACAGUUAAAAAGGAUAACCGAACAACAAAGAUAUUCCCAGCUGCCAUCUUUGACACCUCAUCUCAAACCAGGGGACGAAUAACACAACAGCUGUUGCAGUUUGACGCAUCCAUACGUCACUUCGAGGCAGCACUGGAAGAGGCGAGUGAUGACGAGGAAAAGCAGCUUGAGAUACUUUUUGCGUUAGGCAGUGUCUCACACAGUCGCGGUGACUAUGAGAAAGCGAAGAGCUACUACGAACGGACACUGAGCGCUGGAAAUAAUAUUUAUGCAGACUACACACUGAGUCCUGUACUUUCCUCAUUACUUGCAAACAUUGGGGUCUGUUGGAAUGAGCUUGGUGAUCAGAAGAAAGCUAUCAGUUAUCACGAACAGUCACUGAAGAUGAUGAAAGCUAUCUAUGGGGAAACAACGCCACAUCCCUACAUUGCAUCAUCACUAAACAACAUUGGGGCAUGUUGGAGUCACCUUGGUGAUCAGAGGAAAGCUAUCAGUUAUUACGAACAGUCACUGAAGAUGAGGAAAGCUAUCUAUGGCGUAACAACGCCACAUCCCGACAUUGCAUCAUCACUAAACAACAUUGGGACAUGUUGGAGUGACCUUGGCGAUCAGAAGAAAGCUAUGAGUUAUUACAAACAGUCACUGAAGAUGAUGAAAGCUAUCUAUGGCGAAACAACGCCACAUCCAGACAUUGCUAAAUCACUAAACAACAUUGGGGCAUGUUGGGAUGAACUUGGUGAUCAGAUGAAAGCUAUCAGUUAUUACGAACAGUCACUGAAGAUGAAGAAAGCUAUCUAUGGCGAAAGAACGCCACAUCUCGACAUUGCUAAAUCACUGAACAACAUUGGGGCAUGUUGGAGUGACCUUGGCGAUAAGAGGAAAGCUAUCAGUUAUUAUGAACAGUCACUGAAGAUGGAGAAAGCUAUCUAUGGGGAAACAACGCCACAUCCUGACAUUGCUAUAUCACUAAACAACAUUGGGGAAUGUUGGAAACAUCUCGGUAAUCACAGUCAAGUCAUGUGGUAUUUCAAACAAUCACUGGAUAUGAUGAAAGUUAUCUAUGGGGACAAUCCAGCACAUCCCAACAUAGCAAAAUUACUGAAGAAUAUUCGAUCCUGUAAAAGUGCCCUCCAUGAGUAGAGUAAAGCCGUUAGUAGUUAUAGCAAAUCGUCACUAGGGAUUAGCUAACUAUGGAGACACUACUGAACACCUCGAAUCUGCCUUGCCAUAUCAUGUCAUUACAUAGUCAUCUUGGUCACAAAUUGCUUACUAUGUAAGUAUGGCAGCUUCUAUUACAUAAUAAGGGGAAUAAAUGCACUUUGCAAGACUAUGUAUUGCGUUGGGAGACUAAUAGAUGUACUUGUAGUCUUUGGUGAAAUUUCUUGCACUCAUUGUAAGUAGGCAGCCAUUUGGACAAUUCCUUUAUGUUCUAUAUCUGGAAUUAUGGAUACGCACGACUGUAUUUAUAUUGCAUUAUUGUACUUUUAACGUGUAGUAAUUUUUAAUGUAAAUUUGAUAUGCAACGAAUAGGUUUUUAUCAAAUGUAACGAGCUUUUAUCAAAUAGCUGUACUUUAAGUGCAUUUUAUGUUUUAAAGCCUUCUCAAUUCAGCCAAAUAUGGCUGCUUACAGGCUUUUGUGUGUACUUAUAUAGUACAAAUAAACCAGUCUCUAUCUCUCUCUCUC
Branchiostoma belcheri (Belcher's lancelet) is the source of this 4326-nucleotide messenger RNA. RefSeq lists its product as uncharacterized. The record is from RefSeq and is a predicted model, not a curated record. The transcript is spliced from 4 exons. Gene Ontology annotation, molecular function: [protein-PII] uridylyltransferase activity; protein binding. NCBI's taxonomy places the organism in Eukaryota, Metazoa, Chordata, Leptocardii, Amphioxiformes, Branchiostomatidae. Bases 252 to 3782 code for a protein of 1176 amino acids.